AUGGUCAGGAAGUCCCUAGUUGCUGGGCUGGUGGUCUUGCUUGUGGUUGCAGUGGGCUUUUUCUUGGGUGUUUUUUUGGGGUUGGGGAACAAGAGACCCACUGCUCCAUCAGACCAUUUCUACUCCAAAGCGGCAGUUGCUGCGGAUGCUGGAAAAUGCUCUGAGAUUGGGAGGGACAUCCUGAGGAGGAACGGCACAGCGGUGGAUGCCUCUAUCGCUGCACUGCUGUGUGUGGGGUUAAUGAACGCCCACAGCAUGGGUAUUGGUGGGGGGCUCUUCUUCACAAUAUACAACGCCUCAACAGGGAAGGUGGAGACUAUUGAUGCAAGGGAGACAGCACCCAUGAACGCCACAGAAGAUAUGUUUGGUAAUAACACUCAGCUUUCUCGAAAAGGCGGGUUGUCCAUCGCUAUCCCCGGCGAGAUCCGCGGUUACGAGAUGGCACACCGCAGGCACGGGCGCCUACCGUGGAAGGAGCUAUUUCAGCCGAGCAUCGCCCUCGCACGCCAGGGCUUCCCCAUCGGCAGAGCUCUGGCCAUCGCCAUCGGCAAGAACAGGGACACCAUCCUGAGCGAUGUGGCACUGUGCCCCAUCUCUCCUCAUGAAGUGUUUUGUGACUCACACAAAAACCUCCUGAAGGAAAAUGAUAUUAUUAAAUUUCCCAAACUAGCUGACACCUACCAGAAGAUAGCUGAGGAGGGCCCGGACGUUUUUUACAACGGCAGCAUAGCACAAACAAUAGUGGCUGACAUCCAGGCCGCAGGUGGUAUUAUAACUCUAGAGGACCUGUUGGAGUACCAGCCGGUACUGAACGAAAACCCACUCAGGUUAAAUAUGGGGGAGUACACCAUAUAUGUUCCUGAUGCACCUUCUAGUGGACCUGUACUUGCCUUAAUUCUCAACAUAGUGGAUGGUUACAACUUUUCCGACAGUAGUGUGUCUACUGCGGAGGAGAAAACUCUAACGUAUCACCGAAUUGUCGAAGCUUUUCGUUUCGCUUACGCAAAGAGGAGCCGUCUGGGAGACCCCCGUUAUCUCAAUAUCACCGACCUCAUUCAGAACAUGACGUCAGAUUACUUUGCCGACGGUAUCAGGAGUAAAAUCACAGAUGACACCACCCAUCCGGACAGCUACUACGAACCCGAAUACUUUGUCCCAGAGGAUCAUGGGACAGCCCAUCUGUCAGUCCUCGCUGAGGACGGCAGCGCCGUGGCUGCCACCAGCACCAUCAAUUUAUAUUUUGGUUCAAAGGUCAUGUCACGAUCGACUGGCAUCAUCUUCAACGAUGAAAUGGAUGAUUUCAGUUCUCCCUUCAUCACCAAUGGUUUUGGUGUUCCCCCAUCCCCCAAUAACUUUAUCCAACCAGGUAAACGACCUCUUUCCUCGAUGUGUCCCACCAUUAUCUUCGACAAACACAAAAAAGUCAAAAUGGUGGUUGGAGCCUCCGGCGGGACGAAGAUCACCACAGCGACAGCACUGGUUAUUCUCAAUUCACUUUUCUUCAACUACGAUCUGAAAAAAGCUGUAACAGAACCCAGAGUUCACAACCAGCUCAACCCAAACAUGACAGAAGUAGAGCAGAACUUUGAGAAGAGUGUUCUGGAUGGCCUAGUCCAGAAGAAUCACAUCACAGAACUGCAGAGGACUCCCGGUUCCGUGGUCCAGGCCGUGGUUCGGCAGGGGAACCGGCUGUUCGCUGAAUCUGACCCCAGGAAGGGAGGCUACCCAGCGGGCUACUGA
Messenger RNA from Chanos chanos (milkfish), 1740 nucleotides. RefSeq names its product gamma-glutamyltransferase 1a (gene ggt1a). Bases 1 to 1740 code for a protein of 579 amino acids. Gene Ontology annotation, cellular component: plasma membrane. Gene Ontology annotation, biological process: regulation of inflammatory response; glutathione catabolic process; regulation of immune system process. The transcript is spliced from 13 exons. Lineage: Eukaryota; Metazoa; Chordata; Actinopteri; Gonorynchiformes; Chanidae. The record is from RefSeq and is a predicted model, not a curated record. Gene Ontology annotation, molecular function: glutathione gamma-glutamate hydrolase.